AUGCUAAUAUACCAUAAAUUUUGUAAAUAUAAGAAAAAAAAUGAAGAUUUAUUUAUUAACAUAAUUUACAAUAAGCAUAAUUCGUUAUUCGGUAACUUAAACAAGAGCGGGAAAAAAUAUAUUCACACAUGUACAGCUCUAAAAAGAAAAGAUAGAGUAAGGUGUGAGAGGAAAAUAAAAUUAAAAGAAAAGUUUAAAAUUAUUGUUUAUGCGUCAUUAUAUUUUUUUACAUGUGAUUAUUUAUAUCAUGAAUUUAUUUUAAAAAAUAGUAAGAAUGAAAAAAACGAAGCAAAAAAAAGAGAACAAAAUAUUGAGGUCGUUCGUUUAAAUAAUGGAAUUAUAAACAAAGGAGGUGAUAAUAAUAAUAUUAAUAAUAGUAAUAAUAAUAUAUAUAAACAAAAUGAUAUUGUAAAAAAAGAUCAGUCCUAUUUCUUUCUUUAUAGUAAUCCUUUUGUAAAUUUUUUCAUAGAUAGUAUUAAAAAAUUAAACAUUUUUAUCAACUCAAAUACGAUACAUAACGAAAAUGAGGAUAAGCAAGGUGACAAGAAUUUGAAAAAGUCUGAUAGAAAAAAUGAUGAGAAGGAAAACAAUUCUUAUGAAAUAAAAAUUACAAGGGGGAGUAGAAAUAAAAAUAUAUAUGAAAAUUCAAAUAUGGAUAAAGAAAAAUUAUACAAAGGAGAUUAUCAUAAUAAUGAUAAUUACAAAAAACAUAACAAUAAUAAUAAUAAUAAUAAUAAUAUGACUAAUAUAUUUACAAAUCAUAUAUAUAACAAAAAUUAUUUUUUUAAUAAAUGCAACUUAUUUUUACUUUGUAAUGGAUUAAUAUUUAUUACAUGGAGAAUUAGUGAGGUGUUGAUAAAUAAGAGAUUAUUUCAUUUUAUGUGUAGAAAUUUUAUAUGCUCUUAUAAUAAUAUAAAACAGAAAUAUAUACAUACAAUUAUUACAUCAAGUAUUAGUCAUAUUACUUUUCCACAUUUUUUAUUUAAUAUGUGGGCUUUCUAUACAAUUACAAAUACAUUAUUAUCCCCAGAAAUAGGAGAAAAGAAAAAAAAGUUUUAUUUUUUUAAUUAUAAAUCUAAUGUAUUACAACAAAAAAUGAAUGAUCAGGAUAUUAUAAAUAUAUGUGUAUUAUCUUCUAUAUGUUCAACUAUACCAUAUAUUCUAUUAAAUAAAAAAAAUCAAAUACUUGGAGCGUCUGGUUCUAUCAUGGGGUUAGUAUAUAUAUUAUCAACAUUAAAACCAAAUGAAGUGUUUAUUUCAUUAUUCCCAUUACCUUAUUUGAAAUUAACAGCAUUACAAUUAUGUCAUUUAAGUAUAUUAACAAAUAUAUUUUUUCUUUUUUUUCGAAAAAAAAAAGUAAAUCAUUUCAACAUUGCAUGGUCAGCACAUAUGUUUGGUCUUUUAGGUGGUGCACUAUAUAAUAUAUAUCAAAGAAAAAUAAAAAAUAAUAAUAAUUAUUAUCCAUUUAUUCAACUCUCUAUAAAAAAUGGAUAUAUAGAUUAUCUUAAUUCAUAUUUAGAUCUUAUAGAUAUGUUAAAGUGUUUCUGCCUACAAACAAAAAUGUUCUUCUCUCUAGAUAUAAAAACAAUGCAAUCACUUAACAGAAAAAUAAAUUCUAUUAAAUCACACACAGCACAAAGAAGAAUACAUUUCCAAAUUAAAAAAAUGAAAAACUUGGAGUUCUUAUCCAAAAGAAAUCAAUUACAAUAA
This is a messenger RNA of Plasmodium falciparum 3D7, 1710 nucleotides long. It is a transcript of the gene ROM6, whose product is annotated as rhomboid family intramembrane serine protease. Lineage: Eukaryota; Apicomplexa; Aconoidasida; Haemosporida; Plasmodiidae. Gene Ontology annotation, molecular function: serine-type endopeptidase activity. The record is from RefSeq and is a predicted model, not a curated record. Gene Ontology annotation, cellular component: membrane.